Monomorium pharaonis (pharaoh ant) is the source of this 562-nucleotide messenger RNA. Its product is annotated as E3 ubiquitin-protein ligase MARCHF2-like. The transcript has a single exon. The record is from RefSeq and is a predicted model, not a curated record. Gene Ontology annotation, biological process: protein ubiquitination. Bases 34 to 531 code for a protein of 165 amino acids. NCBI's taxonomy places the organism in Eukaryota, Metazoa, Arthropoda, Insecta, Hymenoptera, Formicidae. Gene Ontology annotation, molecular function: ubiquitin-protein transferase activity; zinc ion binding.
AAUUACAAUAACGACAACUGAACUUAGGGAACAAUGGGCGCGAUCCAUCUAAAAUGUUUGGAACGAUGGUUAGAAGAGAGCAAUAGGAAUAACUGUGAAUUGUGCGGUCACGAGUUUCGGAUGGAACGAACACCUCGUUACAAGGUUCUUCGGUCCGUUGGAGUUUGGUUGUGCCUGAAUCAAAAUGAGCAUCAGAUAUACGUUCGAAAUGUGAAGGCUGAUCUACUGAGAUGUAUUAUAGUCACACCUGUGACCAUCGCGUGUUCCUACAUCUGCGUAGUGGCUGCCGAUUUUUAUGCUAGAAAUAAUUACGACAAUUUUCCACCGGCACGAUGGACCACCUAUUCCCUGCUGUCAAUGAUGGCGCUACUAAUUCUGUCAUUCUUCGUCUGGAUUUACAUGGCGCUACAAUAUCACCAAAAAGCAUGGUUUUACUGGUGGCAGAAGACCAGUAGCGUAAAAAUUGUCAAUUUAAUGCCAGAAAAUACCACUUUAACUAGAAAUGAUAAGCGAGAUGUAUCACAAGUCUGACAAUAGAUUCCGAGGAUAAUAGAGGAGUUGA